ACGGACAGUCCCACAGGCCCCGCCCCUUCGUGUUGUCGAGGAGCGCACGCGGCGCUUUUCGCUCUUCACUCGCUGCUUGCGCGACUUCGGCGGCGCUCGCGAAACGGCGCAAAUGGCAACGAUCGCGUUCUCAGCGGCUUGGGCUCUCUUAUUAUGGAUAUCACACACAGCCUCGAGUGCGCGGGUUUAUCCACCGAAUGAAGUGACUUUACUGGACUCGAGAACAGUGCAGGGUGAGCUGAAAUGGGUUUCCAGUCCAACAGAAGGAGGGUGGGAAGAAGUAAGCAUCAUGGACGAGAAGAACACCCCCAUCCGGACGUACCAAGUGUGCAACGUGAUGGAACCUAACCAGAACAACUGGCUUCGGACAGACUGGAUCGCACGUGGAGCGGCCCAGCGCAUUUACGUUGAGAUCAAGUUCACGCUGCGUGACUGCAACAGCUUGCCAGGCGUUUUGGGCACAUGCAAGGAGACGUUCAACCUCUACUACUACGAAUCCAACAAUGACAAAGAACGAUACAUCCGCGAGAACCAGUUCAUCAAGAUUGACACAAUUGCCGCUGACGAGAGCUUUACGCAGGUGGAUAUUGGAGACCGUAUCAUGAAGCUCAACACAGAGGUGCGGGAUGUGGGCGUCUUGACGCGCAAAGGCUUCUACUUGGCCUUCCAGGAUGUGGGGGCGUGCAUCGCCUUGGUGUCUGUGCGGAUUUUUUACAAGAAGUGCCCACUUACAGUACGCAACCUUGCUCAGUUUCCUGACACGACCACGGGUGCAGAUACAUCAUCGCUGGUGGAGGUCCGCGGCUCGUGUGUGGACAACUCAGAGGAGCGUGAAGUACCCAAGAUGUAUUGUGGUGCUGAUGGAGAAUGGCUGGUGCCAAUCGGAAGCUGUCUUUGUAACCCAGGAUUCGAGGAGCGAGCAGGAGCAUGCCAAGCCUGUAAGAUUGGCUACUACAGAGCGUUGGCCAGUGACGCCGGUUGCUCCAAAUGUCCUCUCCAUAGCUACUCGGUGCGCGAAGGCUCCACGUCAUGCACGUGCGACAAAGGAUAUUUCCGAUCCGAGACGGACCCCGCUUCCAUGCCCUGUACCCAGCCACCGUCCUCCCCACAGCACCUCAUCUCCAAUGUCAACGAGACAUCGGUGAACUUGGAGUGGUCGGCGCCGGCGUUUUCAGGCGGAAGACAGGAUCUUACUUACAAUGUGGUGUGUAAACGGUGCGGCCCGGACGGACAGCGGUGCGAGCCAUGCGGUGUCGGCGUCCAUUACACACCGCAGCAGCUCAGCUUGCGGAGUACGCGCGUCUCCAUCAACGAGCUGCAGGCGCACACGAACUACACCUUCCAGGUGUGGGCUGUCAACGGUGUAUCGCCGCAGAGCCCCGGGCCUGACCAGGCUGCGUCAGUCACCGUCACCACCAACCAGGCCGCUCCCUCUCCAGUUUCGUCCAUCCAGGCCAAGGACAUCACCCGGCACGGCGUGUCUCUGGCAUGGCAGCAGCCCGAGCGGCCCAACGGCGUCAUCCUGGAGUACGAGGUCAAGUACUACGAGAAGGAUCAGAACGAGCGCAGCUAUCGCAUCAUGAAGACGGCUUCCCGCAGCGCUGACAUUAAAGGCCUGAGUCCGCUCACCUCGUACGUUUUCCACGUACGAGCCCGUACUGCGGCCGGCUACGGAGAAUUUAGUGCUCCUUUCGAAUUCAUGACCAACUCAGCAGUUCCUUCUCCUAUUAUCGGCGACGGAGCAAACUCCACAGUUCUUCUGGUCUCCGUUAUCGGCAGCGUGGUUCUGCUGCUGAUCUUCAUCGCUGUCUUCGUCAUCGGACGCCGGAGGAGUAAAUACAGCAAAGCCAAGCAGGACUCAGAUGAAGAGAAACACCUACACCCAGGGGUGCGGAUCUAUGUGGACCCUUUCACGUACGAGGACCCCAACCAGGCCGUGCGCGAAUUCGCCAAAGAGAUCGACGCCUCCUGCAUUAAGAUCGAAAAGGUCAUCGGCAUCGGUGAGUUCGGCGAAGUAUGUAGUGGGCGCUUGAAGACGCCAGGGAAACGAGAGAUCUGCGUGGCCAUCAAAACCCUGAAAGCUGGAUACACGGAGAAGCAAAGACGGGAUUUCCUGAGCGAGGCCAGCAUCAUGGGCCAAUUCGAUCACCCCAACAUCAUCCGCCUUGAGGGAGUCGUCACUAAAUGCAAACCUGUAAUGAUCAUCACCGAGUACAUGGAAAACGGCUCCCUCGAUGCCUUCCUGAGGAAAAACGACGGCCGCUUCACGGUCAUCCAGCUGGUCGGUAUCCUCCGAGGAAUUGCAUCGGGAAUGAAAUAUCUCUCAGACAUGAGCUACGUCCACCGCGACCUAGCCGCCAGGAACAUUCUAGUCAACAGCAACCUGGUGUGUAAAGUGUCCGAUUUCGGUAUGUCUCGGGUGCUGGAGGAAGACCCGGACGCAGCUUAUACAACACGGGAAAUAAUGGGAACCUAUCAAUCGCAGGGUGGAAAAAUCCCCAUUCGCUGGACAGCACCAGAGGCCAUCGCGUACAGGAAGUUCACUUCAGCCAGUGACGUGUGGAGCUACGGGAUCGUCAUGUGGGAGGUGAUGUCGUACGGCGAGCGGCCAUAUUGGGACAUGAGCAACCAGGAUGUCAUAAAAGCCAUUGAAGAGGGAUACAGGCUUCCCCCACCAAUGGAUUGUCCCAUUUCUCUCCACCAGCUCAUGCUGGACUGCUGGCAAAAAGAGCGAGCCGAGAGACCUAAAUUUAGCCAAAUCGUCAACAUGUUGGACAAAUUAAUCCGUAAUCCCAAUACGCUAAAGAGGACUGGAGGGGAAAUAGCAAGACCCAACACCACCCUUCUAGAGCCGAGCAGUCCAGAAUUCUCCUCUCCUCUGGGCACCGUGUCUGACUGGCUAACAGCCAUCAAUAUGGAGCGUUACCGUGACAACUUCACCGCCGCCGGCUACACCACCCCAGAGGCGGUAGUGCACAUGACGCAAGAAGACAUGACAAGGAUAGGCAUCUCGUCAGCCAUGCACCAGGACAAGAUUCUCAGCAGUGCGCAGGGAAUGCUGUCCCAGAUGCAGCAGAUACAGGACAGGAUGGUUCCAGUCUGAUCGGAAACUCUUACACUCUUACAGCUCAUUUAUUUCCCCCUUGUUUUUGUUUUGUUUCGUUUUUUUUUUAGACAACUCCAUUUUUACCUCAUCCUCAUUUACGCACUUUAAAAAAAAAUUCGGAAAAAAAUAAAACAAGAACAAGGACGAACGGCUAACGGCACUUUUUUCCCCCCUGGAUCACCUUUCUAUCGGAGGAUUCGUUUCCUUCCUUCCCUGGUGUUGUGAAACUACGUUCUUCACUAUGUCGUGCAUUUUGCUACACGAUGGAACUUUGACGGGGCAUGCUCUUUUUUUUUCAUCCUUUUUUUUUUGUAUGUAUGUACGUAAAUGUAAAUAAGUAGAACUUUUUGGAUUCGUUCCACUUUGCCAUUUCAUCUUCCAGAUUGAAAAACUGUGGCUUUAAAGUAAAAAAAAAAAAAGACAUUUUGAAGUUUUUUUUUCUAUUAUUCUGGGAUUUCUGGCUCCAUGUGAAGGCUUCUCCGCCCCUUUGAAAUGGAAUAUCUGUCUCCACUUGGCUGGCAAGUCAUGCGCGCCGAUGGAUUCGAGAACACUGCUCUGAGUUGAGAUCUCUCUUGCGUCUUUUUCUCUCCAGCUUGGUCUCUAUGGGUUGUUUUUGUUGUUGGGUUUUUUUUUUCACUCUCACUCUCUCAACCCUGGCAGGCUGUGAAAUUCCCACUCACUGGAAGCUGGAUGGAAGUAAGGGUCACCUCGGCGUUUCUGCAUUGUAGCGACAUCCUUCAUCCCCUUAGCGAAAGCAAAGCAAAAAAAAAGAAAGAGAUUUUUUACAGCUCUCCUCAAGUUUCCUCUCAACGCAGAAAUGCUUCCAGACACAAAUAAUAACAAGCUGAGAAGUGGCUAUGGAUAAUUUGCACAUCCCCCAAGAGCUUUGUUUUGUCUGCAACUAGUGACUAAAGGGAUCCUAGCAACAGAACACAUGCUAGCUGCUUAGCCUUAGCUGGAUGAACUCUACAGCUUCAUGUGCGUGUUUGUUGUUGUUGUUUUUUUCUGUGAAGGAUGACGCUUGCUCUGAGGAACACACAAAAACACACACUCAAAGAAGACAUAGAGUACACUAAGACAAAAGAGUUGCUGGAAAAGAAAACAGAAUCAUUUGCUAGCUUAUUAUUGUUUUGUUUUUUUAGCCAUAAGGAAGUCACUGGAGUUUUUCGUUUAACGGUUCUGGAGUCAUAAGCCUUCACGAAUUCAGAUCGCUAAGCUAAAUUCAGACUCGGAGGAUUAGCAGCUAGCGCUAACGCUUCAGUUGUGGCUCUGGGAACUGGAAUACGGACACUUGAACCUUAAACUUACCACAGGAAUGUUUUUGGGUUUUGUUUUUUUGUUGAAAAAUAGGGAAAAAUUGAUUCACAUUUCAUGAAAGCCAACGGUCUUGUUUGUCUGUUUAACAUGCAUUCCCAUUCAGAAAACAUUUUCUUCAUCACGUUUUGCAGUUGGAGCACCUGAUUGGAAAUAUGCAAGGAAUGUGGAGGAGUUGGAGAGCUAUAGAAUGUAUCGUGCCAAGUUUCUUAAAUGUAGUUUAAUUCUUGGGAAUCAAACUAACAAAUCAUGUUUUUUUUUGUUGUUGUUGUUGUUUUUGUUUUGUUUUUUUGUUUUGUUUGCUCAGUUAAUCUAGUUGUGUAGAUUAACAAUGUGCUUAAUUUGCAAUUAUCUAUAUAAUGACAUUGUUUACUUUCUUUAUUUGAAAAAAAAUGAAUUUAGGUACAUUUCAUUUAUUUAUGGUCCUUUUUUUAUCUAGUUUGUAAAUUGUAAAAUAGAAAUAUGAGAAAAAAUAAAUGACUGAUUGCCAGGUGUGA
Molecule: messenger RNA, 4917 nt
Organism: Ictalurus punctatus (channel catfish)
Lineage: Eukaryota; Metazoa; Chordata; Actinopteri; Siluriformes; Ictaluridae
Gene: epha4a
Product: eph receptor A4a
Exons: 18
Coding region: 113-3103 (996 amino acids)
Biological process (GO): protein phosphorylation; cell surface receptor protein tyrosine kinase signaling pathway; axon guidance
Cellular component (GO): plasma membrane; neuron projection
Molecular function (GO): ATP binding; transmembrane-ephrin receptor activity; protein binding
Source: RefSeq, a predicted model, not a curated record